AUGAAGUACAGAAAACGAACAGCAAGUGAUUUUGUCUUUAAGGAAGAACUCGGCCAUGGGUCAUACUCUACCGUCUAUAAGGCAAUCGAUAAACAUGACCUUAAGAGAGUUUAUGCAAUCAAAGUAUGCUCAAAGGCUCAUAUAAUACGAGAAGCAAAGGUGAAAUAUGUGACGAUCGAGAAGAAUACUCUGAAUUUAUUAGCUAGAGAAAAUCAUCCAGGAAUAGUUAAAUUAUAUUAUACUUUCCAUGAUGCAGACAAUUUAUAUUUUGCCCUUGAUUUUGCUGCUGGUGGAGAGCUACUUUCACUAUUACAUAAAUAUAGGACAUUUAACGAACAACUAUCAAGACAUUUUACCAUACAGUUAAUUGAUACGGUAGAGUAUAUUCAUUCAAAAGGAGUUAUACACCGUGAUCUUAAACCUGAAAAUGUAUUAUUGGAUAAAGAAGGAAGAUUAAUGAUUACAGAUUUUGGGGCAGCCACAACUGUAACUAAGGCUGAGCUUGACGGAGAAAGCCGCAAUGAUCUUAAUGCAACUAAUUCUACAUCCUCCUUUGUUGGAACAGCAGAAUACGUCUCUCCUGAACUUUUGUUAUAUAAUAAAUGCACUACGAGUUCUGAUAUAUGGGCUUUAGGCUGUAUGAUUUAUCAAUUCUUGGAAGGGUGCCCACCAUUCAGAGGCAGUAACGAAUUAAAGACUUUUGAAAAAAUUGUAGAAUUAGAUUAUACCUGGAACCCAAACAAAUAUGCUACUAAUGUUAAUGGUAAUUCGAACAAGAAUAUAAAUCCAAUGAUCAUUGAUACUGUUCGGAAAGUAUUAGUAAUUGACGACAAUGAAAGGAUAACCAUCUCUGAUCUUAAAAGGGAACCAUGGUUUAAUGGGAUAGAUUGGAAUAAUAAAUUUGAUAUAUGGAAAGGGAUUUUCACCAUGGAUCAGUCUUUAUUGAGGGAUCAAUCAGGGUUAAAUAUGUCAGAUCAACAGAAACGAAGAAUGAUUCCAAAUAGGCAACUACAUGUAAUAGAUACGCCGAUAAAGAAUAUAACAAUUUCCAAGCAAAAGAAGAAGAAACCAAUGAAGAUCUCAACAAAUACAAGUAGUAUAGUUGAAUGGAGAAAGAAAUUAGGUAUAUCCUUAAAUCAAAAUAAUGAAAAGACACCAGCAACAGGCUUGAUGACUCCAAAUAAUGACCGAAAAAUGGUUUACCACCCACAAAAGAUUAUAAAUCAACAUAGCGGAAGUGCACCUUUAGCAAAUAAAAAACAACAAGUGCUACAGACCCAACAUUAUCAAAAUUCAUAUCCAAAUGGUAUACAGAAAGCAUCGGAUAUUAAUACUACCUCACAACCGAUGCCACAAGCAUCCCUUACAGCUCCUCCAAUGGAAAGGCAAUUAACAAAUGGAAAUGGGCCAGCUAUUGAAUACACCCCUAGCUUACGAUCGUAUAUCAACAGUAAUAGGGGACCUUCACCACCAUGUACAAACUUAAUUUCCUUAGAUGCUUCUACACCAAGUGGGGAAUCUCCUUCAAACUUGCAUUAUUCAAGACAGCAACAGCAACAACCAGAGACCAAAUAUGGUAGUCAUAUUUUGAAACAAGAUUUUAUAUAUAUUUGUGAAAUACCCUUUCUGGCCGUUGGUCCUGCUCUUAGUAUCAAUAGUUACAACAGAAUUGACAACGAUUUAAUUACAGAUAUUGUUUCUAAGAACGGAGAUUUUCUGAAAAAGUCUAAUACCAAACCAAAAUUGUUGACGCUUACUGACAAAGGACAUCUGAUGUAUAGCGACGACCUAGGAGUUAACGAACAUUCAAUCGUUGAUGUAAGUGAUUCUGGAUUAUCGAUGUACGAUUUCGAGUUCGAUGAAGCUGCUAGGAAAGGAUUUCUUAUUCUUGAAAAAUACAAAGAAAAACUUUGGUUCAUUUCACUUCCAUCGGCUACCAUAGGUUCUCAGUUGCAUUCUACAGACAUUAAUUCCAUAUCACCUAUUAUGAACAGUGAAGAGAAUUGGGUUGACUGUUUUUUUAGAUCCAGACAUUUAUUAGAAGAUGAUAAUUUAUCAAAUGAAAUGAAAACGUUGAACGUCGAUGAUAACAACAGUGAUGAAAAUGUGUAUAAUCAUCCUUCAACAAGUUUUGUAGCGCAAUCACUACCAGUAAACACUGUCUCCCAACCCACAUAUGUCUCCCCAACAUUAGACGAAUGUGAAAAGAAGCCGUUACCUUCAAGACAAUUAGUAUCUCCUGAUCAUAAACUAUCUCCAGCCCUUAGAUACAACAAGAAGAGUAGUAGUUCGACUACCAGCGGAGGACAUAAUAAUAACAUUAACUACGUUAAUGAUAUAAACACAGCAUUAUACACCAGUGCCGCGGCUGUUGCCUCCAAAAAUGCGUUGAUGAAUCAUCUCAAUAAAGAGAACAAAGAACCUUCUUCGAAUUUAACAUAUGCUCCACCCUCACGAAGACAAACGCCGUUGGAGUUAGGCACUGCCAAGGAAUAUAAAAUACAUAACAGGUCUCAGAAACCAAAUAAACCUCCUGGUUCUUCAUUACCUACAGUAGUAUAUCCACCAGAAAAGAAGUACAGACCACCGAAAAAUAUGAUUGUCACUAGUAGCAGGCGUGAAGUUCUGAACACCUUAAACAGUGCAAGUCAACGAGUUGGUAGUGAUCAAAGUAUAGCCAGUUCCGGUGCAUCUGCAGCUUUUAAAAGUUUGCAAAAGAGAAAGAAUGAGUCAACCAGAUGA
Messenger RNA from Maudiozyma saulgeensis, 2742 nucleotides. Lineage: Eukaryota; Fungi; Ascomycota; Saccharomycetes; Saccharomycetales; Saccharomycetaceae. The record is from the annotation of a GenBank genome assembly.